Gasterosteus aculeatus aculeatus (three-spined stickleback) is the source of this 2074-nucleotide messenger RNA. RefSeq names its product serine dehydratase-like (gene sdsl). Gene Ontology annotation, biological process: L-serine catabolic process; L-threonine catabolic process. Lineage: Eukaryota; Metazoa; Chordata; Actinopteri; Perciformes; Gasterosteidae. Gene Ontology annotation, molecular function: L-serine ammonia-lyase activity; threonine deaminase activity; pyridoxal phosphate binding. The record is from RefSeq and is a predicted model, not a curated record.
CCGGAAGUGGCAGUGUUUCGCGAGCUGCUCGUGAUUCUCUUCUCAGUGGGGCUCCUUAGCAGCGGGUAGCUUAGCAUAACCACACCGGGAAGCUUAGCACAACGUAGCGGACAGCAAACUGUGAUUCACUUCGUUUAAACUAAAGGAACUUAUCGUUUAAAGUUUAACUGGACGUGUCGUCAAAACUUCGACCUUCGCGUUCGUGAAACCGCCGGGGCACCAUGGCGAAGCCCUUCCACCUGAACACGCCUCUGCUGGAGAGCGUCGGCAUGUCCAAGCGCGCGGGGACCACCGUGUACCUGAAGAUGGAGAACUCGCAGCCCUCCGGCUCCUUCAAGAUCCGCGGCAUCGGACACUUCUGCCAGCAGCUCGCCGGAGAGUCCAAAGGAGUCGUCUGCUCUUCAGGUGGCAAUGCGGGUAUGGCUGCAGCCUAUGUAGCCAGACAAAUGAAUAUACCGGCAACCAUUGUGGUUCCGUCCUCGUCUCCUCAGCUGGUUCUUCAAAGACUCCGGGAUCAAGGUGCUACGGUCAAGACCGUGGGCAGGGUUUGGGACGAUGCCAAUGCCGAGGCUCUCAGGCUGCAGCGGACCGAAGGGCUCACCUACGUUCCCCCGUUCGAUCACCCGCUGCUCUGGCACGGCCACGCCAGCGUGAUCGCCGAGGUCGCGGCGUCCUUGGGCCCCGGCGAGAGGCCCGGCGCCGUGCUGGUGUCCGUGGGCGGCGGAGGGCUCCUCUGUGGCGUCGUCCAGGGGCUGAGGGACGUGGGUUGGACGGACGUGCCAAUCGUCGCCAUGGAGACGGCGGGGGCCGACUGCUUCAACGCCGCGGUCAAGGCGGGGAGGUUGGUCACCCUGGACGACAUCACCAGUGAGGCAAAGUGUCUCGGAGCGAAGACGGUGUGCAAGAAGGCUUUUGAAUACAGCCAGUGCAGCGAGCUCACCAUCAUCUCCGAACUUGUGACGGACCAGCAGGCUCUGCACGCUGUGGAAACAUUCCUAGACGAGGAGCGCGUGCUAGUGGAGAUGGCGUGCGGCGCGGCGCUAGCGGCCGUCUACAGCGGACUUGUGCGCAGAUUACAGGAUGAAGGUCGGCUGCCGGCUCUCUUGGGCCCCCUGGUGGUGAUCGUGUGCGGCGGCAGCAGCAUCGACAUGGAGCAGCUGACUCACCUCAAACACAAGCUGCAGGCCUGAAGUGUCAGCAACAGUUCAGGGAACGAUGGAACGGAGAUCAAUUAACAAUGAUGAUUAGAAAUAAGAACUACAGUUGUUUAUCAUGUAAUUUAGAGGCCAAUCUGUGAUUUGCAAUGUUGGUCAUUACGAAAUGCGCGCUUGUUCUAUAAUUGUGGUGUCAUUGUUAGUUUGCAUAAAAUGUAAAAAUGCAAUGAGAUUUCGUAAGUUACGAGCACUUGAUGGCGUUAUCGGGUGUGGAUGUGGUUAACGUGCUCAGCUCAGUCAACUGUCAGAGUUCCAUUCCGGCCUUUCCCCACACGGGGGUGUCCCCGCUCCCUCCAGAGUCUGAAAGGCGAUAUCUGUUUUUAACAGAUACUUGUUGAUAUGAUUUGAUAAUUAAUUACACUUGAGCACUACACCUAAAAUAUCUGUGCAUUCUCGUCUUCCCUUGGUCUUUUUUUAAUUUGAAUUCAUUUGAAGCCUCGGAACAAUUUCCACAUUUUUAAAUGAAAGCAGCUUUUGUGCUGAAUUGUUUUGUGACACCUUCACCAACAUAUGAAAUGUUUCCGCUCAAUCAAUCUGUGUUGUGUGUAGGAAGUUAUCGCCAUGGAAACAGCUUCUCGCUCUUCUGUCUGCGUCAGGGACGUCAAAGGAAAGUGUUUCAACAACCGGCUCGUAUCUUUGUCUUCUUCUCUCGCAGACUGCUGCAUAAUAUAUGAAGUUCACAAAGGUAAAAGGAGAAAAUAUACUUUAUAGCUGACAGUGACAUUUUAUAACAUAUAGCUGAAUCUAUUAAAAAUGCACUUCAAGUGAUUUAUGAAUCAAAACAAAAGAUUUUGUUUUAAGUUAGUACAUGAAUAAAGUGGCUGUUGUCAAUCAAAUAAAGUCUGUUUUCAUGAAAUUCC